AAGGUACCGAAGCUCACUUUCAUUCUAUACAUGAUCGAAAUUCGAUAUUCAAGAAUUUGUGACGCUGUGCUCUGUAGUUUACUAUACCAAUAAAAUACAAUGAGAUGGUUUUUACAGCCCAAAAAUUCCUGAUGACACUAACAGCGGGGUCACUCCGACCCCGCACCGGAGCUCCUCCCAUACAGAACUUUCACAACAAAACAGACGCAGCUCUGGUUAAACAUCUCAAGAAUUUUCAUUACCUAUUCAAUUCUCAGCCCCUAUUCAUAAUAAUCCACAGCGCAUUCCAUCAUCUCAAUCAUGGCAGACAACAACCUCAAUGGCCGUCUGGCUCUCAUAACCGGUGCAUCAAGCGGUAUCGGCGCAGCAUGCGCACACUCUCUCGCAAAGCGAGGAGUCCAUCUCGCCCUCACUUACUCCAAGAACCGAAGUGGUAUGGAGGAGAUCGUGAAGUCUAUCCAUGCUAGUAGGGGAGAGGGAGUAGAAAAGUUGAGGAUCAGUAUACAUCAGGUCGAUGUAGGUGUAGUUGAGGACAUGAGCCGAAUGUUCGAAGAAAUCAAACAACAACACGAAGGAAAAGUAGUCGACAUCCUAGUCAGCAACGCCGGCUACGGAAAGCGAAUUGUCGAUGUUUGGGACAUCCCCCUUUCCGAAUUCGAAUACACCAUCAACGUCAACCUCCGCGCCUCGUUCGUGCUCGUCAAAGGCGUAGUCGAAGGAAUGAAAGCCCAGCGCUGGGGACGGAUAAUAUUCAUGUCCUCAAUCGCCGCUAUGGGCGGAGGCAUAAACGGAUGUCACUACGCAUCCUCCAAAGGCGGCCUCACAUCCAUGAUGCGCAACCUGUCAUCACACCUCUGCAAACACAACAUCAGCGUCAACGACGUCGCUCCCGCGCUGAUAGGCGAUACGGGGAUGAUCAGUAAUCCGGAUGUGAUCCCGGGGGGCGUGGGAACGAUUCCGAUGGGACGGUUGGGCGAGCCGAGCGAGGUGGCGAAUGUGGUGCUUAUGCUUGCCGAGACGGGAUUCAUGACCGGUCAGAGUUUGUUGAUUGCUGGGGGGUUGAAAUAGAUGGAGUAAUGGUCGGGGAGGGGAGGAGGAUGACAGAAGGUGAGAGACUGGGAAUUCUGGGGGACGUGCAAGUAAGGAUUUGUGUAUGUUGAGACCUCGCGGCCUUCGUUUAUAGAUAAGAGUCGCAUUGCCCUUUCCACUGUGCUCGGCCUCUCGUCGUUGAAGAUAUAAGCUCUAUUCUGCUGCAAGCAGAGUUUCCCAUAUCAACCGCUACAAACCUAUCUUCUCGCCCGCUUCGGGUAUCU
Molecule: messenger RNA, 1313 nt
Organism: Cadophora gregata
Lineage: Eukaryota; Fungi; Ascomycota; Leotiomycetes; Helotiales; Ploettnerulaceae
Exons: 5
Coding region: 301-1068 (255 amino acids)
Molecular function (GO): oxidoreductase activity, acting on the CH-OH group of donors, NAD or NADP as acceptor
Source: RefSeq, a predicted model, not a curated record